Molecule: messenger RNA, 324 nt
Organism: Condylostylus longicornis
Lineage: Eukaryota; Metazoa; Arthropoda; Insecta; Diptera; Dolichopodidae
Product: fidgetin-like protein 1
Exons: 1
Coding region: 1-324 (107 amino acids)
Molecular function (GO): ATP binding; ATP hydrolysis activity
Source: RefSeq, a predicted model, not a curated record
AUGAUCGCGAAAUGGUUGGCAUCAGAAAGUGGGGCAACGUUCUUCGAUGUCUCGCCUUCUUCCCUUAUUUCCAAGUAUUACGGAGAAACCGAGCAACUCAGCCGUACUUUGUUUCUUGUGGCGGAAUCCUGCAGUCCUGCUGUCAUUUUUAUUGAUGAGGCAGAUUCAUUGUUAACAAAGCGGCGGGAACGAGAUGAUGACGGUUCAAUACGAAUGAAAAAUCAACUACUCCAAAUGAUGGAUGGUGUGAGAAACAAUCAGAAAGCAAUGGUAAGAACCACAGCUCAUUCAGCUAGUAUUGCUGCAUCUGAUACAAUGAUGUAG